This is a messenger RNA of Symbiodinium sp. CCMP2592, 3429 nucleotides long. The record is from the annotation of a GenBank genome assembly. NCBI's taxonomy places the organism in Eukaryota, Dinophyceae, Suessiales, Symbiodiniaceae.
AUGGAAAAUUCAGCCUUUGGACGGCUCAGCGUCAAGUUCGAGUCGCCCUUCAAAGCACGCAAUCUAGAGGACGAUCGGAUGUGCUACGUCGUGAAGAUGCCCUCUACCGCCCGGCUCAUACGUGGUCAGUUGGUCGAGAUCACCGGGCUUCAGGCGCCGAAGACUACUUCAGAGCGCUGGAGACAAGAUGACAAAGGAGCCCGCGACUUCAAUGGCCAGCAGGGCCAGCUCAUCGAGUUCAGCGAUGCAACGGGCGAAUGGACUGUCGCCACGUUUUCUGCAGACAUGGUUUCAGUGCCAGAGUCGAACAUCAGGCCCUUGACGACAGAUGACCUGGCAGACUGCGACAUCGCUUUGGGACCGGCGUCAGAUACCGGUGUCAUGGGAGCAGAGCUUACUGAUAGCCUGUCUCAGAAAGGGUACGCACUUUGCAAGCUCUUCGUUGCGCCAGAAGACUUGAUAGAAAUGGCCAGCACAGCAGACAGGUGCGUUGAGGGAGGCGCGUUUUCCCGACUGCCUCCUGAACUCGAGACAGGCUACCUGGGCAAGGAGGGCAAGGGAAAGACGUUGUCCGUCGAUCUGGAAAGCAGCGACACGGCUGACUUUCUACGGGAGUCGCCCUUGAAAAUCUUCGAAGAUGCUAUUGAGACCGUUGGUACAUUGCUGCGACCCUUCGUAGAAACCGAGCUUGGCUUCGACAUCUACAGCCGCAGCAGUACGAUGAUGUCUUUGCCUUUCAGCGAGGAUGAGGAUCUCUACUCCGCGCCGGAGCUGGAAAAUGAAGAAGCGGCCAGCUUCCUCUCGAUGAUGUGGCGAGCAAAGGUCAUGAUCCUCAUUAAUUCUGGGCCCGGUGCCAGCGUGCUGACACUGACCCCAAAGGCCAUCACUGAUCAGGAUCCUGUGGAGCCGCAGCUUACCAUUCAGCCGGGAAUGCUCUGUAUAUUCAGCAUGGACAGGUACAAGUUUGCGUACAGUUCGGAUGGGAAAGCAUUGUCGCUUUCUGCAUUCUUUUUAGAUGCUCCUCGCGAGUAUGUCAUUGAUAACAUCACUGGGGACCUCACAUUCUUGACGGGCUCGAUCAGCGGGCCCUCGCAGCCAAAGGUAGAAUCAGUGCCUGUGGUUUCCAUGGGAAUGAGAUAUGCCUUUGGCGUAGAUGAGCCAUGGAAGACUUGGGUGGCCUACGCGAAAGCUGGCUGGGACACCAUUGUCAGGCAUCCCACAUCAAGAUGGGACUGCGAUAUGUAUUAUGACCCUGAUGCAGAUCAAACAUCUGGCAAGUCCUACACUUGCCAUGGUGGUUUUUCUGAUGGAAUAGAACUUUUUGACUGCCGCUUCUUCGAUAUUUCUCCAGCUGAAGCCAGAGGCAUGGAUCCGACACAGCGCCAGGUCUUAGAGGUCUCCUACAUCUCCCUUCAGGGCGCUGGAUGGACGAAGAAAAGCCUGCAGGCCAAGCCUGCCAACAUUGGCGUUUUUGUUGGGCUGGACAAAAAUGAAUGGAACAGCAUACCGAAGGACAUUUCUGGGGGAUUCGCCGCAUCAAGCGGAGCGAAUGCAAUCACUGCCAACCGUUUCAACUACUGCAUGUUGCGGCAGCAGCUGGCAGCGGCCACAUCGGUGCCGGUCGCAGAAGACAACGUUGCUAUUAAUCGCAUGUUGGAUCACCUCUGGCCAUAUGUGGCCGAGAACACAACGAGGGAACUGACAAUGCAAUUGGAACCCUCAAUACGGCUUGCUUUAAGCAAGCUGCCUUCACCCCUCAACAAGUGCAGUGUGGACUUGCAGCGCUCAACUUUAGGGACACGGCCGUUGCGAUUCUUGGCACCGCAUGCAUCUUGGUCGAGCCCUACAAGCUUCACCGUCAGCUUGCGAUUAGAAUGGGACAGUGACAGUUCGGUUUACUUGAUGUUUACAGGAGCCACGUUGGGAAUCGUAAACCUCAGAGUCGUUGGAAAUCUGAUCGUCGAGCUGUUGCUCUCUGUCCCUGGCGGAGCCCGAUCCCUUCGAAGCUUGCUCUCGGGCUUCCGCGUCUUCUUUCCAACGCCGCCAGAUAUCCAGUUUGAUAUCGACCGCGGCCAAUUAGCCAUAGCUGUGAAUUUGGCAAUGCUAAAGCGCAUGAUUUUUCAAGCCAUCUCAGACAAAUGGGCAGAGAAGAUGGUCUUCCCCAACUGCCAGGGCCUUUCUUGGACGAGCAGCCUUGACAUCCUGGAUAUCAAGCGGCCCAGUGUAGAAGGCAUUCUCAUGCUUCAGAUCACCUCAAUGAAUGGACUCGCGGAGCCAGGCAAGUACAUCAUUGAGAUGAUCUUUGGAUCUGAUGUCCACUGCACUGGCUGCGAACUGGAUGCAUCUUCGGCUUCACUCCACGAUGUGGGUCGUCUGCCCGUCCUUGUGCGAGCAUGCGCUCACCAGCGGCUUCUGGUGAAGCUGUCGAGAGACUGGGCUGGUUCCCAUGAACAGCUUGGCUUCCUUAGCCUGCGAGCUGCUGACCUUGUGAGUGCCGCUCGAGAUGGAGCUCGCAGCUACACGCUUGAGUCGCCGGAUGCGAGCAUCGGCACGCCGGCAUCGAAACUGUCUAUCAACAUCAGCUUCGACUGGAGGCCGGUCCAGGCCGUGCAGGAGGAGGAGGCCCCUCCAGCACUUCUUUCGGUCGGCAUAUACUCGGCAAUGGUGCCUCGGGUUGACGGUGUGUUCUGGGUUGUCCUACGGCUUGGCAGUGCCGGCAAGACGACGAGGACAAGCCAGAAGAGCCCGCAACACGACGGUGAAUUGCAGAGGAAACUCCAAAUCUUGCAGAAAUACCGGAUAGAGGCGAGCGACCUAGCCGAAGUCCUGGACGACCUGGGGCCGGAGAUGUUGAAGCACCACGGCACUUGGGGCAAAGUUGAGUGGAUUGAGAGCUUCGAUUUCCGGCUGGAGCCACAACAUGCGGGAAUGCCAUCUUUGACGAUCGAGCUGUGGCACAAGGCACCAGGAAAGUCGGAGACGAAAACAGGAGCCCAUCAGCUAGUUCCAGGAAGUGGCAGGCGCCGAUCGUUGGCGUUUGAAGGAUCUUCGGCAAGGCUGCAGUUUCGAAUGCAGCUGGCCUACUUUUCAAAGUCCUCCUAUGUCACAUCGGCGUUAAGUUCAACCCCAGAGGCGGAGCCGGAAGCUGGAAUUUCAGUGGCUGCAUCCGCUUUCGCUUCGGCGCUCGAUGGUGGAAUGGUCGCAACUGAUGCAGUCACGACGGCUGUGAACGAGGGCCUCGCUGCCAUGGAAGGUGCCUACAACGGUCUUUCUGCUGCAGCAGCGGCAGGAAUUGAGGGAAUUUCUUCGACGUGGACAUACGCUAUGGCUCAAGAGUCCCAGCAGGAGCCACCCCAAACAUCUUCGGAAGGCACAGUUUCUACCACGAGAAAGAAGUCGAAGAAACGAGCGGUCCUGGACAGGGAAUAG